Messenger RNA from Melopsittacus undulatus (budgerigar), 583 nucleotides. RefSeq names its product secondary ossification center associated regulator of chondrocyte maturation (gene SNORC). Gene Ontology annotation, cellular component: cell periphery. Lineage: Eukaryota; Metazoa; Chordata; Aves; Psittaciformes; Psittaculidae. Gene Ontology annotation, biological process: cartilage development. The record is from RefSeq and is a predicted model, not a curated record. The transcript is spliced from 3 exons. The coding region runs from base 204 to 566 and encodes 120 amino acids.
AAGCUGGAGCGAGUGAGUCUCUGCUGGGGUUUGCACACACUCCAUCUACUUGCUGUUGUGAAGUAAAUUCUUUAUUUUUUAAUCUUUUAAAUAUUUCUUAACCUGGCUGGACAAAAUUUUAUUGCACCAGUGAAAUUCCCCAAGUUCUUCCAUACUUUGAAGAGUUUUAAUAAUUCCUGGCGACGCUUUUCCUGAGGGAAGCCAUGCCCUACCACAGAGUCCUUCGCCUGGUCCUGUUAAUGCUGUGUGGCAUCGUGGUGCCUGCUGUGCUUGCAGCAGAGCACCUGCAGGGCCCAGUGCCCACCCUCUGGAACGAGCCUCCCGAGCUGCCCUCUGGAGCUGGCCCCAUGGACACCACCACAGCCCGGCUCUUGGAUGCCACAGCUUUCCCCCCAUACACGUCUGAGCUGGAGCCUGAGGACACCACUCACCUGCACCAACUGGAUGCUGGGGACGGGUCACUGGGACCUGGAGCUAUCGGUGCCAUUGUCAUUGCCUCCCUCCUGGGCACCUCUGUGCUUGUGGCCUUGGUCAUCAUCAUGCUGAGAAAGUUCUCUGCCUCCUGAACUCAAUAAAAGAUUUC